Molecule: messenger RNA, 1035 nt
Organism: Ostrinia nubilalis (European corn borer)
Lineage: Eukaryota; Metazoa; Arthropoda; Insecta; Lepidoptera; Crambidae
Gene: Ppib
Product: peptidyl-prolyl cis-trans isomerase B
Exons: 4
Coding region: 130-747 (205 amino acids)
Biological process (GO): protein peptidyl-prolyl isomerization; protein folding
Molecular function (GO): peptidyl-prolyl cis-trans isomerase activity
Source: RefSeq, a predicted model, not a curated record
UGGAUUUUUACGGCAGAUUCAGAAGUGGACACACGUGAAUUUGCUGAAUAACUUAGGUUUAAAAAUUGUGCCAAAUAGCCUUAUUAUUUUUAAAAAAUAGCUAAAACAAGAGUCAAACUAAUACUCGUCAUGGGAACCCUAGCCGCAGCUCUUGGCUUACUGUUGAUAAUCGCCAGUGCGCGAUCUGAUGAUUCUCCCAAAGGCCCUAAGGUCACCCACAAGGUUUAUUUUGAUAUUACCAUUGGAGGAGAGAGUGCAGGCACAGUAGUCAUUGGUUUGUUUGGAAAAACAGUUCCAAAAACUACUGAGAACUUUUAUGCCUUGGCUCAAAAGCCUGAAGGAGAAGGCUACAAGGGCAGCAAAUUCCACAGAGUGAUUGAAAACUUCAUGAUCCAAGGUGGUGACUUCACCAAGGGUGACGGCACUGGAGGACGCAGUAUUUACGGUGAUCGUUUCGAAGAUGAGAACUUCAAGCUACGUCACUAUGGUGCUGGUUGGCUGUCCAUGGCUAAUGCUGGAAAAGACACAAAUGGAUCCCAGUUCUUCAUCACUACCACCAAGACCCCUUGGUUAGACGGCAGACACGUUGUCUUUGGGAAAGUUUUGGAAGGAAUGGAUGUUGUGCGUAAGAUUGAAAAGUCGCCGACUGGCGCAAACGACCGUCCAGUAAAGGAUGUUGUCAUCGCGAACUCCCGUGCCGAACUUGUCGCAGAGCCAUUCAGCGUCACAAAGGAGAGUGCUCAAUAACACAAUGUUUAUUUUAAGUUAAGCCAUAAUACACUUUAAUUUUAAAAUGACAGUGCUCAAGUCUCUAACCGAAAUACGUUGUAAAUAUUCAAUCGUGAUUGAAGAACGCAACACUGUUUUAGUUCCAGUGCAUUUACAUAAAAAUCAAAAUGAUAUUAUUUUCUCAUAUAAUUAUGUUUUGUUAAACAACAAUUUUACAGGGUGAAAUUUGAGAUUGAAAAUACAAAUCUUUAAUUUUAAAAUAUAUUGUUCUUAAUAUUCAUUUUAAAAAUAAAGUUAUAAGAUUAA